Molecule: messenger RNA, 4800 nt
Organism: Penicillium subrubescens
Lineage: Eukaryota; Fungi; Ascomycota; Eurotiomycetes; Eurotiales; Aspergillaceae
Product: chromatin segregase YTA7
Exons: 2
Coding region: 1-4800 (1599 amino acids)
Biological process (GO): positive regulation of transcription by RNA polymerase II
Cellular component (GO): nucleus
Molecular function (GO): histone binding; ATP hydrolysis activity; ATP binding
Source: RefSeq, a predicted model, not a curated record
AUGGCUCGCGGCGGUGCCAAGCGCUCCCUCGAGGAGAUCGUGAAUGCGUCCGACUCCGCCGACGAAGACUGGAGUGCAGGAUCCGACCGUCUAUCCCGACGCCCUAACCGCAAAUCCCAGUCGAGUCCCAAGAAGAAGUCGCGGCACACAAAGAAGCGCCGCCGUGGUUCUGACGACAUUGUUUCGGACGAUGCUAGUCUAAGUGAUGAGCUUUCCUUGGAAGAGUCCGAAGAAGACUUGGACGACCCGAGUGUCCCACGAAAUGCGCGAGGAACGGCGCGUCGCCGAACCACCCAGACCAAGAAGACCUAUCAAGAGCCAUCUGACGAGGAGGAGUCAUUUGGGGAUGACGAAGACGGCGAGGGACCGGAAAUUUCGUCUCCUCCGCCGAAGAAAGCUACAGUCGUCACUUUGAAGAUUCGACCUGAGAUCCUCUCCCAGCCUGACCUCAUGACUCGACGCAUUACUCGCCGGACUCGCGGUGCUUCCGAGGAUAUGUACGCGCUGACCAACUCGGGGCAUCAUAUGGAGACCGUCGAACGAGGUACCGUCAGUCCUGAGACUGGUAUGCAACGCCGCCACAAUAGUCGAGCCUUUAAGGCACCCGUGAUUCACGAGGAAUCCGUCGAAACUACCGAGAUUCAAGCAUCCUUGGAGAUUCUGGAAAGCGAUGUCCCCCCGGAAGCUCCCGAAGGCGACACUAUCAUUGCAAAUGAUGGCGACGAUGUUGAAAUGGCCAAUGAAGGUGUUGUUCCCGAGUCCGAGAUCGGCGAUGCAAAGAACGAGGACGACGAUGAUGAGGACGACGAGAUCCCCACUACUCGACGACGAAGUCGAGUCACUCGAAACACCGAUCACGAUGGAGCCGGGGAGGCUGAACCGUCUGAAGACGCUCAGCCCCGUCGCUCCGGCCGCAAGAAGCCCUCUUCUCAGCGCAAAACACAAGACGAAGAAAGCGAUUUCGAACCCGAAGAAGAGGGAUCCAACGACGAUGCCUCUGAUUCUGCCGAGUCUGCCCAUUCGCCGCGCAAGGCUAGCCAGACCCGCGACGACGAUGGAGAAGACAGCAGCGCCGUUGGUCGUCGUCCUGGUCUGCGUAAGCGCGCUACCCAAUCCCGCGGUCAUUCAGAAGUUGCCGAUGAGCUUGCCGAGGAACUUCAUGACCUGCGAGGUGGCCGAUCGAAACGCCGCGCUAUUCAUGAAAUCAUUUCGGAGAAGCCACGCCGCAGUCGCAAGGAAGUUGAUUACCGCCUGAUUCGACCCGAGCACCUUCUACCUAUUGAAGAUGUUGAGAAUGACUUUGUCACGGAGUCUCCCUCCCGCCGUGGACGCGGCGGAGGUGGUGGCGGCUGGCAGCGAACUCUUUUCCCGACAUAUGGACCUUUCGGCGGUGGUGGCCCAUCUGCUAUCCUGGCUCCACCUGGUGCACCUGCUGCAACUGGUGGUGUUGAAAGUGACAGCAGUGAUGAUGAAGGCAUGCACCAAGCUAAGCCUGCUGGACUUGUCCCCGGCGGGCUUGUUCCCCAAACCCACUCCGCCGAUCCCGCUCAGAAUACCUCUGGAACGCCUGCCAACUUUGGCAAAGUCAAGGACAGGCAGGCAUUGGCAGACGCAGACCCUCUGGGAGUUGACGUUAAUGUCAACUUUGACAGCGUGGGAGGUUUGCAAGGUCAUAUCGACCAGUUGAAGGAGAUGGUUUCUCUCCCGCUGUUGUAUCCCGAAAUUUUCCAACGGUUCCAUAUCGUGCCUCCUCGCGGUGUCCUGUUCCAUGGUCCUCCUGGUACGGGUAAGACGCUUUUGGCUAGAGCUCUGGCAAACAGUGUCAGUGCCGAAGGUCGCAAGGUGACUUUCUACAUGCGAAAGGGUGCAGAUGCAUUGAGUAAAUGGGUUGGUGAAGCUGAGCGUCAACUUCGGCUUCUCUUUGAAGAAGCUCGCAAGACACAGCCGAGUAUUAUCUUCUUUGAUGAGAUUGAUGGUCUCGCUCCCGUGCGAUCAAGUAAGCAGGAGCAAAUCCAUGCCUCCAUCGUGUCGACCCUGCUGGCUCUGAUGGAUGGUAUGGAUGGCCGUGGUCAAGUCAUUGUCAUCGGUGCUACCAACAGACCCGACUCGGUUGACCCCGCGCUCCGUCGUCCUGGUCGUUUCGAUCGCGAGUUCUACUUCCCGCUUCCAAAUAACGAGGGUCGACGGGCUAUCCUUGAUAUUCACACCAAGGGAUGGGAUCCCCCCCUCCCCAGCGACAUUAAAGAUGAACUCGCCAAGAUCACCAAGGGCUAUGGUGGUGCGGACUUGCGAGCCCUUUGCACCGAGGCCGCCCUCAAUGCCGUCCAGAGGAGAUACCCUCAGAUCUAUAAGUCUGAUAAGAAGCUGGUGAUUGACCCAAAAAACAUUGACGUCACUCCCAAGGACUUUAUGAUCGCAAUCAAGAAGAUGGUUCCUUCAUCCGAGCGAUCUACAUCUUCGGGGGCAACUGCUCUACCUCAAAACGUCGAACCUCUGCUCCGCCAGCAAUUGCUCGAGAUUGAGACCUCGCUGGCCGAAAUCCUUCCCCAGCGAAAACGUCUGACUGCGCUCGAGGAAGCUCAGUUCGAGGAACCCGACGAUGGGAAUGGUUUCAAGCGAGAGCAGAUUAUGCAGGAAUUUGAUCGGUCUCGCGUUUUCCGGCCGCGUCUGCUUCUUCGGGGUGGCCAUGGUAUGGGUCAGCAAUAUCUUGCGGCUGCUCUUUUGCACCAUUUCGAGGGUCUGCAUGUUCAGGCCUUCGAUCUGCCAACUCUCCUCAGCGACUCUACCCGGUCACCCGAGGCCACUGUUAUCCAACUGUUCGCGGAGGUCAAGCGCCACAAGCCCAGUGUCAUCUACAUUCCGAAUAUUCAAACGUGGUUCGAGACCGUUGGACCAGCAGUCAUUUCCACGUUCAUGGGUUUGCUGCGAUCUGUACCGCCUACAGACCCCGUGUUGCUGCUUGGAGUUCUCGAGUCAACGGGAGAUGACAUUGAUGCUGCUCUAGUACACAAGCUGUUCGGAUUCUCCAAGAAGAAUCUCUACGACCUUGCAGCCCCUGGUCAACAAGCUCGCUCUGAGUUCUUCAGUAAGCUCAUCGAGUACAUCAAAACAGCGCCCUCCGAUUUCCCGGACCCGGAAAACCGCAAGAAGCGACAGCUGGAAGAGUUGGAAGUCGCACCACCUCCGCCCCCCAAGGCCGAUAUUCCAGUCUCCAAGAAGGAGCGUAAAGCUCAGAAGAAGAAGGAUCAUCACACACUCAACCUACUGAAGAUUCGUAUCCAGCCCAUCAUGGACCAGAUUAAGAAGUACAAGCGAUUCCGCCAGGGUGUUGUCGAUGAAUCCCAAAUUCGAUACCUCUGGGAGGAGGAAGAUCCCAACAUUGUUACGAGUGAUCUGCCUCCUGAUCCAUUGAGCCACCGGCCAUAUGAGAAAGCAUACGACAAACACGGCGCACCUGGCCUUCGUGAAGUUAUGACUGGCAAGUUUUACUACAACAUGGAAAUUGUCACCAUGGAGAAGCGCCUGUCUAAUGGGUUCUACAAACGCCCAUCUGAUUUCCUGGCUGAUAUUAAGCGCAUUGCCAAGGAUGCCCGUACUCUUGGUGAACAAGAGCGGCUACUGAGGGCCAAUGAGCUGCUGUCCAAUGUCGAAGUGGAUAUUUCUACUAUUGAACAAGCGGAACCAGCUCUUGUAGCGGAGUGCGAGAAUGUGUACCUGCGCGAGUUGGCCCGUGAAAAGGAGGCUACUGAGCGUGCGCUUAGACUUCAGGAAGAGGCGGAGGCAGCCAUGUCCCGCCCUGGCACCGCCGGUGGACCUAAUGAUCACUCUUCCAACCCGGGUGGCUUGUUCAAGCCUGAUGGCGAUGAGCGUCCGGUCACUCCUACUCGACACGGCCUCGCAAAUGUCAGCUUCGCCAAUGGCAAUGGCUAUCAUAACGGGGGCGGUUCCGACCUGAACGAGCCCGCACCUCACGGUCAAAGUAAUGGCUCUCACGGUGAUGGUGACGGCGAUAUUUUCAUGACCAACUCGGAGGACCACUCUGGCAGCAAAGACACACAAGUCAGCUCCUUUGGGCCGUCUGCACAGCCGAAGCCACCAUAUUCGCACACUGCGCCGUCUCAGCAGAUGCGUCGGGAGUCUGGUAUGUCCAGCUUCUCCCAGACUGGGGUAGUAACCCCCAUGGUAGCCGGGUCUCAGCCUGGAGACUACACCAACGAGGCAUCUACAACACAGACCACUUCCGACAAGAAGUCAUCUGGUCCCGGGCACUCAGUGCAUGACCACACGCAGAGUCUGCAUGGAUCGCGGGAUGAAUUCCCAGAUCUCCACCAGUAUCCUGAUCGUGAUCCGCAGCAGGAAGAGCAUCUGCCCGACACCCAGCAAGGUGGAAGCAGCCAGCCAUCUCCCCGGCCUCGAGAAUAUCAGGCACUGGGGCACGCCGAGGAAAGUGGUCCCCUCAGCGGAAGCCAGUCCCAUCUGAAACCUCAGCCGCCGUUGUUUGACGCCCGUGCUUCCAAGCCCACACCCGAGCUCGACCUCGACCUCGAGUAUGUCGAGCAUCUCCACAAACAGCUGGCAUUGCAGACUAGUGGCUGCUCUGUCGAGCAACUGGAGCAGGUGAACACCUGUCUCAUGGACUUUGUGUGGCGCCAGCGGGGUGAUUGGAAUCGGACAAAUGUUGCUAUGGGCGUCACCGAAACUUUCAAUGCCGUGUUGGAGGACAUGCAGUCCGUCCAGGAGAUCGGAGCCAUCAGCCAAAACACGAAGAUCCAGCUGGAGAACCCUAGCUUCUCGGUGUAA